CUUUUUUCUUUUUUCUAAUCUUACAUAAGAAAUUGGCAUAGAAAUCACUGUGACACCAGACAGUAAACUAUCUUGGUUUUUUACUUUUCCUCUAUCCUUAUUGUCACUACUCUUGGUAUCGUGUAUUAAACAAUAAUGUCCGUCUAUCAGCAUUCCAGGCGGACAUUUGGUAGUAAAAGUGUCCUACCAACAGCACAUGUUCGCCAAAACAAUAAUAGUAAACUCCUAGGUAAUCUCAUCAAAUCUUUUGAUCUUCAUCCUUUUUCUUCAUUUCACUUAAAAUCAUUAUGAUGCAACUUGUAAACCUAUUUUUACUGUACCUUUGUCAUUGAAUCAACCCAAACUUCCGACAUUAAACAUCAUUAUCGUUUUUGGUCGACAUCUUUCCUCAGCCCAGCCUAUUCUAUUUGGGUUAACUCGAAGACAACUAUCACUCAUCACUCUCGUUGUUCAAAAUAGUACACUUGUUCUCAUGAUGCGGUACUCACGAGUAAUUCAAAAACCUGGACAAACGAUGUAUAUCGCCUCUACUGCUGUAUUUUUAGCUGAAGUCCUCAAAAUUAUUGCCUGCCUUCUCGUAAUGCGGUAUCAGCAAGGCACCAACGAGCGGUUUUUGUAUCUGAUCAAGAAAGAAAUCUUGGAACGACCUACAGAGACCUUAAAAAUGUUGAUCCCUUCAGGUUUAUACGCUUUACAAAACAAUCUGCUGUAUGUAGCACUGAGUAAUUUAGAAGCUGCAACAUUUCAAGUCACUUACCAAUUGAAAAUCAUGUCGACAGCUGUAUUCAGUGUCGUUCUAUUGGGGAAGAGUCUCAGUCGCGAUAAAUGGUUUGCGUUAUGUUUGUUGAUGAUUGGUGUGACAUUAGUACAAUCACAAAGUAUGACUACAGCAUCAACUUCAACAACCUCUACAACAGCAUCAGAAGCAGGAGCACUGGAAGCGGAUGUUACAGGGACAUCACCAACAACAUCAGCUUCGACAGCAGUCAUGAUGGCUACCCAGAAUCCAUUUAUUGGCUUUAUUGCAGUGAUGACCAGUUGUGUUUCAUCUGGAUUUGCUGGUUGUUAUUUUGAAAAGAUCUUGAAAACAUCGGAAACGUCAAUGUGGGUUCGUAACAUCCAGUUAGCCAUUUCAGGAUCCUUCUUUUCUUUAAUUGGAAUGUUGAUGUAUGACAUGCAAGCCAUUCGAACGGGCGGGUUAUUACAAGGAUAUAAUUGGCUCACAUGGAUUGUGGUUGCCAACCAAGCGUUAGGAGGUUUACUAGUAGCUAUUGUUGUUAAAUAUGCUGACAAUAUCUUGAAAGGCUUUGCAACUAGUCUCUCAAUUAUUGUAUCAGGAAUUAUCAGCAUAUAUCUGUUUAACUUUCAGCCGACGAUAGUCUUCAUCACCGGUGCAUUUAUUGUCAUGGCAUCCUCGUACCUGUAUGGUUCGCAAUUGAAUAUCUUCAGCAGCAGUCGAAAAGAUCGAAUCAAACCACUUUAAAAAUAUUUCAUUUUUCUAUUGUUUAAUAUUAUAAUAUUAGUUUACUUAAUUACAAAAACCUGUAUAUAAACCGUUAAGUUAUUUCUUAUAUGAAUAAAAUUUUUUAGACUG
Mycotypha africana is the source of this 1594-nucleotide messenger RNA. Its product is annotated as nucleotide-sugar transporter-domain-containing protein. The transcript has a single exon. Gene Ontology annotation, biological process: pyrimidine nucleotide-sugar transmembrane transport. Gene Ontology annotation, cellular component: Golgi membrane. Lineage: Eukaryota; Fungi; Mucoromycota; Mucoromycetes; Mucorales; Mycotyphaceae. The coding region runs from base 473 to 1483 and encodes 336 amino acids. Gene Ontology annotation, molecular function: UDP-galactose transmembrane transporter activity. The record is from RefSeq and is a predicted model, not a curated record.